CUUCCACUGUACCAUCCAAAAUGUCAACCGAAGUUAUCGUAUUUAUUGCUUUCUUGGCAGUAGUUAACGCUGGAGUUCUCAUUCCAGCAGGACAAGCCGUAGUAGACAACGAUCAUCAAUACACUUUUGGAUAUAGUGUUGAUGAUCCUUACACAGGUGAUAGCAAAAGUCAAGUUGAAACAAAAAUUGGAGGGGUUGUGAAAGGUCAAUAUUCACUGAACGAACCUGACGGCACCCGCCGGAUUGUUGAUUAUACAGCUGAUGAUAUCCAUGGUUUUAAUGCUGUAGUAAGAAAAAACCCACAAGUACAAACCCACGUAUUAGUACCAGCUGUAGAAACUAAAAUAGCUGCUCCCACUCCAGUAGUAUCAAAUGUCUCUCCUGUUGUUGAAAUAUCUAGUGUUACGGCAUCGCCAAUUGUAGAAGCUAAAAAUUCCGCUGUUACCAAAGUAACAAACGUUCCUACAGCUUCGGUAGUUUCUCAUUUAUCAGCUGGACCAGUUUCUCACGUCUCACAAAUUCAUACUGUCAUUCCAGAAACUAGAAUUACUCAAACUUCGCAUGUCGUACAAGCCCCUCCUUUACCUUACAGUGUCGCUGCUUAUUACACAACCCCAGUUAGACGUUACACGUAUUCCGUUCCUCAUAGUUAUGGAUUUUGGAACACGCCAGAAUAUUACUCACCUUACCCGUACAGUUUCUACCAAUGAACAGAUUGAAAUAUUACGUAUUGCUUUGGACGUGAUAUAAUAUAAUAAUUCUUUUUUGAAUUCUGAUGUGUUUCUUUGUAUAUUUUUAUAAAUAAACAUUAAAAUUU
This is a messenger RNA of Diorhabda carinulata, 817 nucleotides long. Its product is annotated as pupal cuticle protein Edg-84A-like. The coding region runs from base 21 to 710 and encodes 229 amino acids. Lineage: Eukaryota; Metazoa; Arthropoda; Insecta; Coleoptera; Chrysomelidae. The record is from RefSeq and is a predicted model, not a curated record. The transcript has 4 exons. Gene Ontology annotation, cellular component: extracellular matrix.